Amyelois transitella is the source of this 1243-nucleotide messenger RNA. RefSeq lists its product as uncharacterized. The record is from RefSeq and is a predicted model, not a curated record. The transcript has 4 exons. Lineage: Eukaryota; Metazoa; Arthropoda; Insecta; Lepidoptera; Pyralidae. The coding region runs from base 241 to 765 and encodes 174 amino acids.
AAGACGACUAUCGUGAAAAUCGCACGCGCAUUUUUUUUAACACUUCAUAGUAGUUUUUUUAGAAGCCUUGGUAUUUUUUGUUUUUUUUUUCAGUUACAUAAUCUAUGUUUUAUUGUAAUGUUAAACAGUCUGUUUUGUGAUUUUUUUUUUAUGAGGAACGCUAUUUGAAUCUCUUCCUUCUUGCCAUCAUAAUUAGGACUUAUCUAGUUUUAUAAUAUUAUGUGAAGUCUUAGUGUCACGAUGGGAGUGCCUAUAGUUAAGAAAUGUUGUUGUUGUGUCAGUUUACACACAGGAACUGUGGUUAUUGGAUGUUUGUACACAAUAUGGGCAUUGGCAGAGUUAGUGGGAUACAUCCUGUUCGUGACCCUGCAGCCUUUGAACAAGGAGGGGGAAGAAAUGUCCACCAAUAAGAAGGUGCUAUAUUUCAUGGCAGCAGCCGUCAGUGCUGUACAUCUGGCUCUUUCCAUCUUACUUGUGGUGGCCGAUGUCAGGAAGCUGGCCUCAAUGACUCUUCCGUGGACCAUCAUCACCGGUAUCAUCACGUCUGCCGUCUUCAUCCUGGGGCUGACGGGGAUCAGUCUGGUGCUGCAGGACUGGUCCGAGAUCCAGGUGCCAGAUGCCGUCUUCGUAGCGGUUCUAUUGGUCAGGGCUGUUGUGUCUGCGUACUGCAUUGUGGUGGUUCACAGCAGACAUAAGGAGAUCAUGAACGACAAGAACAGGCUAAAGGGGAUCCGCUAUCGGGCGGUUCCUGGCUCUGUGGCUUAGUGUUCUGAGCUGAAUACAAGAGUCAAAUUUCAUACGAAGACUAGUGAAGCUCUAGUUAGCAUGAUACUAGCUAGAAUUUAAUAACUAAGGAAGCUCAUUUGCUUCGGAAGGCAUUAAGAAACUCAAGGUCGCUGAUUUGACGAUUUAUCUCAGAAUAAUCAAAUAUUUUAUGUGAUUAUUGUCAACAAUUUUGUGACAAAAAUUAUAUAUUCUGUUUGUAAAAGUUUUAAUGCUUUAAAAAAUUUACUUUAAAAGUGGGUGUCUGUGAAUAUAAUUUGUGAUGUUUUUGUGAUUUUCUAAUGUACCUACCACUAUUUGUAAUUAAUAAAGCAUCUGUGGCGUGCCGUUUGAAUUUGGAAAACUAAGAACGAUGUCUGCGCGCGCAAGACGCCGCUUGGGACUUCAUCGUCGAGCCGAUCCUUCACUCUACAUAUAGCUCUUGUUAAAAUCGCAUUUCUUUAUUAAACAUUUAUAUACA